UCAAUCUGCGUCUCCGCCUGGUUCAUCGGGGUUGAGCGCAGCAAUGCCGGUAGAUUCCGGCACCGCUCUAGAUGCCAGGAAGAGGUGCUUCGCUGGUAUUCAUGAUGCUGUUAAAGCUGGCAACGUGGCAGAACUUGAGUCGAUGGUGAAAAAUGGAGCCGGCAUUAAUGAAGUGGAUCCCAUUCACAAAUUUACUCCAUUGCAAUGGGCAGCACUCUCUGAUAGUUUAGAGUGCCUGCAUUGGUUGCUGUGGCAUGGUGCGGAUAUGACAAAUGUAACUCCCAGGGGUUGGACCGCAGCCCACAUUGCAGCCAUUAGGGGCCAUGAUGCCUGUAUGCAGGCCUUGAUAAUAAAUGGUGCAAACUUAACAGUGAAGGAUGAUAGAGGCUGUACGCCACUGCACCUGGCUGCUUCACAUGGACACUCGUUCACUCUUCAGAUGAUUCUUCGCAGCGGUGUGGAUACUAAUCCAGCCGAUAAAAACAGUUGGAGAGGAGUCCACUACGCUGCCUUCCAUGGAAGGCUGGGCUGCUUGCAGCUUCUGGCCAGGUGGGGAGCAGAUGUGAAUGAAGUGGAUCAGGAUGGGAACUUACCAGCUCAUCUUGCAGCGAUGGAGGGGCAUCUGCACUGCUUUAAGUUUCUGAUCUGUCAAGGAGUUAGCACGACACAGGUGUUGACAGCGAGGAAUGACCAAGGUGAAACCCCCAACGACCUUGCAAAGAGGUUCUACAAGGACAACAUAGUACAGUACAUCGCAGCUGUGGAACACGAGCGGGAUCACUCGGAUGAUGCAGAAAAUCUUGCAUUUCCAGCUCAUGUGAGUGCUUUCAAAGGAGAUCUCGAGGCUCUGCGACAGCUAGUGGAAUCUGGAGUUAUUAACAUCAAUGAGCGAGAUGAUAAAGGCUGCAGCCCCAUGCAUAAAGCUGCUGGGCAAGGUCACCUUGGCUGCCUGCAAUGGCUUAUAGAAAUGGGAGGAGACCACCAUAUUAAAAAUGAUGCUGGAGAGACACCGCUGGAUGUGGCUAAGAGAUUUUCCCAACUGGCUGCUGUUAAACUCUUGGGAGGAGGCAUAGACGAUGUCUCAGAUGAAGAGCUGAAUAAAGACAAUCCCAGUUUCUUUGACCAACAUGGCAGUGAGAGGAGUACGGAUAAUCAAGACAGCAUUAACCACUGUCCUUCUCAGAGAAGGGAAGCUCGAAUGAGGGCAUACAAGAAGAUUGAGAAAUUUGAGCGGUUAUUGCAAAUCGCCAAAAGUAACUACAAGCAACUUGGAGGUAUGCUGGAAGAGGAUCAGCUCCAACAAAAGGAGAAAAAAGAAGCUGAAAGGCUACUGCAGGAACUGCGGGCACAACUGGAGUACGAACGUCUACGACGCGAGAAGUUGGAGUAUCAACUUGACGACUGCCACACUGAAAUCUGUCAUUUGAAUCGAUGUUUGGAGAAGAUGAAGAUUGCCAGCAGUUCUGUGGCAGCAAGUUCCAGAUAACCUUCACUUAUGGGUGAAAUACCUUCUCAACGUGUCUCUGUUCUCUGAGCCAAAGCCUGGAACUGCUGACAUUGUCUGCUUAGUGUAAGCAGAUUCAGAUUUGUAUAUCUCAUGUAUAUUGAAAAAUACACUGAAAUGUGACAUUUGUGUUAACAAGGAUGUACUGGGGCAGCCCCACUUUGUCCUAAGAGCGAUCCCUAUGAACAAAAAAAGAAACCACCUAAGACUGAGUUGUGACCAUGAUGGAGACUGCAGCUUUCACCAUCUCCUCAUUCACUAUAACCAGGUGCCUUAUAAUUUGACACAACUUAAUCUCUCCUCAUUUUAGUGAAAGCAACCUUAGACUAAGUAAAUUUUUGUCGCUGUAAUAUUUCAGACUGAUAACAUCUUUGAAAAUCUCUGUCCUUUUUCCAGUGCUGAUUUUCCUCUCUAUAUUCUUUUCCAAAAGUAUACUUCAUGUUUUUAAUCCAUAAAAUCUAUAAUGAUACCCUUGGGGCAUGUCUACACCGAUAAUUCAAUAGGUUCACUGACAAAAUGUCAAUGUCCCUAAUGCUUCAUCCCCAAUCCUGCCAUCCGUGUAAAGUGUGAAGGGCUGUUGCACUGGGUAUAGCCUCUCACUUUCCAUGGAGAUAUCGAGUCAUAAAGCAUGGUGGGCCUUCAUCCCUCUGAGUCAGUACCAAUUGUGAAGCUCUGAUUUUAUAUUAAUUCUACAUUUAUUUUUUCUCCACACAUUCCCAAAGGCUCCCCAAAUUCUGGGGCUAUUUACAGUGAACAGUCUGCAUGGCUUUAGGAUGUGGGAGGAAAAUGAAGCAGCGGGAAGAAACCCAUACUGACACGGAGAAAGUAUAAACUCCAUACCAAUGGCUGCAGGUCUGGAUGGAACCCUGGUCACUGGAACUGCUUCACCACUGGUGCCACUGUUUUCUCACAGAAAUAUCUUUGAGGGAAUGGCGGUGUGCCGUGGUCUAGCAGAUUGAAAUUUUCAGCGGCCCAUCCCUUAAAACACUGAGCACGAGUCAAAUUUGGUACAUUGUGACACUUUUCCUGGCCUUCAGCCCAUCUGGAUGCAGCCUCACACACAAGUGGCCACCAAAAUGAGGGCUGAGUUUGGUAAGCUUCUUCCCUCUUUCUCUGGAGGUAUGUACCUUACCUACCUACAGAAAAGAUACAUUUUUGAUUGCCAGGUGAAAUAGAGGAUAGCUUGGAUGACUGCCAUGCUGCAGGAGUGGAGUUUGGUCCUCACCUGUGCCAUGUGCAGCAACACUGACAGCACCUUACUCCUGAUAAUUAAGUUCCUCCGAGCAUUACUUUCCCUGCCUCCAACACAUUCCAAACUUUUGCUUCACCUUGAUUAUCUGCUCUAGCUAAUUCUUGCUGCAUGUCCCAACUCCUCCAAACUGACUUCCCAGCACCCACAGGUAAUCAAAGAGCUGGGCCUGAUGUGAAAGGACGUGGCCUCACUCAAGUUAUGAUUGACUCUGAUUCACUGAGGCUGCUUCAAGCUGGACACAUAUACCAACCAUCUGUGGACCCACCAUGCUCUCAGCAAAAUGCAGUGCUGUCGUCCGUGUGCAGGAAGGAUUUGACUAAAGUGGAUCUGCAACCAGGAAUUGUCACUCUGCUUAUUUUCAUGUCUUUCUCAUGAUAACACAUAAUUAAAAAAAACACAAGCCUUGUUUGAUUCCAGAUUUGAUUGGUAAGCUCUCUGCUUCUCACCUCUUCUAGAUCUUAUAAUCCACCAGUACAAUGGCUGUGCUACACCUACAGUAUGUAAUACUAUGCUUUUCCAUUCCUACAUAGCACUGAUCCUUUACCACAGCACUCAUGGAAAUAGUGGUUAGUGAAUCCAUUGUCUCUUUCCUUGCUUGAUAUAUGUUUCAUCUGGGGCUGGUAACUUAUUUACUUCCAAGAUGCUGUUUACCUCGCAAUCUACUUUGAUACCACAAAUCUGCCCAUUGUCUCUGCCUGCUCCUGUCCCACUGAACUCGUCUGCAUACCUCGAUGUAGGUGGUUCGCCCCUUCCUGCCAACAUCUAUGACACUUAACAUGCUCUUGAUCUCCUCAAAAACUUUCAAUUCCCUGGAACUGACCACUUCAUCUUCACCAUGGAUGUCCAGUCCCUAUACAUUUAUAUCCCUAUCAAGUAAGCUUUAAAGCUUUCCACUUCUUUCUCAACUAAAGAACAAACCAGUUCCACUCCAACACCACCCUCUGCCAUCUAGCAGAAACAGUCCUCCCUCUGAAUGAUUUCUCCUUGGGCAUCUCCAGCUUUCUCAAAACUCAAGGUGUAUCCACUGGCAUUACUUCCCUUUUCAAUGGCUGUGCGGAACAGUCCAUGAUCCAGGCCUUCCCUGGUAAUGCUCCCCAAUUCUUCCUGUGCUCCAUUGACAACUACAUUGGUGCUGCUUCUUGCGCCCAUGCUGAGCUUGUCAAUUUCAUCAGCUUUGCCUCCAACUUCCACCCUGCUGUUAAAUUUACUUAUUCCAUUUAUGUUCCCUCCCUCCCCUUUCUCAACCUCUCUGAUUUCAUCUCUGAAGACAAACUGUCUACUGACAACUUUUAUGGACCUACUGAUUUCCACGGCUAUCUUGAUUAUACCUCUUCCCAUCCUGUCUUCUCUAGAAUAUUCUCUAGGCAUGUUUAUUUAAUUUGUUAAGGAGUUGUGAAAUGAAUGGAGAGUAGUGUGAUCAUUACUGGACAUCCUGGUUCUGAACUUGUGAUGGAAGGAACAUGUAGUGACGAAGCUGAUGAUAGUUAGGCCUAGGACAUCACUUUAAGGGAUCCUUGAGUGAUGUCUUUGGGCUAAGGUAAUUGACCUCCAACACCCACACGAUUCGAUGUAUAAGCUUAGCCAGUGUUCUCUCAAUGCCUAUUGUUACUAGGGCCACCAACCACACUACCACACUCUUCCCAUCUAUUUUUGCCUUCAUUGUCUUUUUGUUUGUGACAGUCUCUAUUCCCUAUUCUCUAUUCCUCUUGCUCUCCCAUAUAUUUAUGACGUCUUUAGGAUUUCCAUUAUUUCAUUUCUUUAUGCCUUCUCUUUGCAAAUUUCAACUCCUGCACAGUCCAGGUUUCUCUAAAUCUUUUGCUGUAUCAAUACCUAGUAAAAUUCCAAUUAUCACCAGACCUCUGCUUUACUAAGAUGAGAAAUACCUGCCGUUGUUUGCCCAGACUGCAUUCCAACUAGAAUCACUGAGAUGACCUCCUCCUACCUGUAUACAGGCAGAGGCUAAAGAGCAAGGCUUCUGAGAUUUUAAGGACUCUUAUCUCAUUAUUGCUAUUUAUUUAUAUUUGCAUUUGCAGUUUUUUGUCUUCUGCACUCUGGUUGAUCAUGAUUAUAGUUGCUAUUCUAUAGAUUUGCUGAGUAUACCCUCAAGAAAAUGAAUCUGAGUUGCAUAUGAUGA
Hypanus sabinus (Atlantic stingray) is the source of this 4890-nucleotide messenger RNA. RefSeq names its product ankyrin repeat domain-containing protein 42-like. Gene Ontology annotation, molecular function: protein binding. The transcript is spliced from 12 exons. Lineage: Eukaryota; Metazoa; Chordata; Chondrichthyes; Myliobatiformes; Dasyatidae. The record is from RefSeq and is a predicted model, not a curated record. Bases 44 to 1486 code for a protein of 480 amino acids.